Pristis pectinata (smalltooth sawfish) is the source of this 5351-nucleotide messenger RNA. RefSeq names its product mucolipin TRP cation channel 1a (gene mcoln1a). Gene Ontology annotation, cellular component: lysosomal membrane; plasma membrane. NCBI's taxonomy places the organism in Eukaryota, Metazoa, Chordata, Chondrichthyes, Rhinopristiformes, Pristidae. The record is from RefSeq and is a predicted model, not a curated record. Gene Ontology annotation, molecular function: NAADP-sensitive calcium-release channel activity.
GGAUGAUUGACGUGGCGACGGCGCCAUGGUGCUGGGCAGGGCUUCGACGGCUGCGGCCGGCGGGAUCGGCGAGUUUUCACCGCGGGGUGUCAUGGCUGGGAGUCGUCGGGAGACAGAGAGGGAAAAGCUGCUCACAUCAGUCAACAGCUAUGGCUCCCAAGACCAUGUCCACACAGUCAUUCCUCACUCUGAUCUGUCUUCUCAAGCAGCGUUGGACAUACAAGAGGAAGAACUCAAGAGGAAACUGAAGUACUACUUCAUGAGUCCCUGUGACAAAUAUCGAGCAAAAGGCCGGAAACCUUUCAAAUUGCUGGUACAAAUCAUUAAGCUCAUCUUAGUCACUGUACAGUUAAUCCUGUUUGGGUUGAGUAACCAGAUGGUGGUGGAUUUUACAGAGGAAAACACGAUGACUUUUAAACACCUAUUCUUGAAGGAUUACACAGAUAAAUCGAAUGAUUUCUAUGCUGUGUAUACACAGAGGAAUGUUAUGAUUCUAUUCUUCACAGUUGAACAGUACCUGGCUCUACAAAAUAUCUCUCUGGGGCGAUAUGCCUACGUAACUGAAGGUGACGUGAAUCGGACUGGUCUCCAGCUGUGCCAUCGUUUUUAUAAGAAGGGCAGCAUCAAUCCUGAAAAUGACACCUUUAACAUCAACCCACAGGUGAUAACAGAGUGUGUGAGUGUGAGCCCCACAGAGAGACAGAUGUACAGGAACAUCUCACUGAAAUUCUACAAACUUAUAGAUGUUUCCAUAAGAUUUAAGCUGAAGGCCAUUAACAUUCAGACGAUCAUCAACCAUGAAAUUCCAGAUUGCUACACAUUUCACAUUCUAAUACUGUUUGAUAACAAGGCACACAGUGGCCAGAUAAAGAUCAGUCUGGACAACACAGUGCUCAUCAAUGAGUGCACGGAGCCCAGUGUUUAUGGAUAUGGGAGGAGUGAGACUGGCCUCCUGAUAUUUGACAUUUGUGUCAUUAUAUUGUGCCUGGUGUCCUUUGGCCUGUGCCUGAGGUCAAUCAUCCGUGGAGUCAUCCUGCAAGCUGAAUUUAGAAAAUUUUUCCAGCUGAAGCACAAAAGGGACGUGUCCUGCACCACUCGCAUGGAAUUUAUCAACGGCUGGUACGUUCUGCUGAUAAUCAGCGACGUGCUCACCUUCGUGGGCACAAUCAUGAAGAUAGGAAUCGAGUCCAAGAACAAUGCGUCCUAUGACCUGUGCAGUAUCCUACUCGGGACCUCAACUCUGUUAGUUUGGGUUGGAGUGAUUCGCUAUUUGAGUUUCUUUCAGAAAUACAACAUCCUCAUCGUGACUCUCCGAGCUGCUUUCCCAAACGUGAUCAGAUUCUGCUGCUGUGUUGCUGUAAUCUACAUGGGUUACUGCUUCUGUGGGUGGAUAGUGCUGGGCCCUUAUCAUGACAAGUUUCGAACGCUCUCGCUGGUGUCCGAGUGUUUGUUUUCACUCAUCAACGGGGACGACAUGUUUGUGACGUUUUCCCACAUGCGACAGAAGAGUACACUGGUUUGGCUGUUCAGCCAGGUCUAUCUGUACAGCUUCAUUAGCCUGUUCAUCUACAUGGUCCUCAGUCUCUUCAUCGCCCUCAUCACUGGCUCCUAUGAAGCCAUAAAGCACCACGGAAUCAGCGGGGUCCAUCCCAUUGAGCUCCGGGAGUUCAUCGCUGAGUGCACAGAUGCUCCAAGCUCGGGCAAGUUCCGUGAGGUGGAGAGCUCCAUCUGUUCCUCCUUCUGUUGCUGCGACAGAAUGACCACCUACGAAGAGACCCUCUUGGUAAACUGACCCCAACACAAGGGUGAGGAUGCUGCUUGUGGUUCCAGUUGGCUGUCCCUGAAAUCCCCCAGGCAGGCACUGGAUAUUGGGAAAGCCAUGUCCUGGGUGCUUUGCGGUGUACUGGUGACAUCUCCAUGAUGGAGCUUCGUAUAUGCUGGUAUCCAACGCCACAUAAAAUGACUGAUAUAUUUAUUGUACAGAGGAACACUGUUGAAUGCAGAUAUUGGUUUCUUUAUGUAUUGAUUUGAAGGGAACAUUUCUUGAAAGACAAUCAUGUCCAUGAUACGAAUGCUGAACUGAAGGCAUUGAAAUCUUCCUGGGAUCUUUUCACUUCAUCUCUAACCAUACCCAGGGUAGGAAGCGCAACGCUAACUAACUCUCCCAGUAGUUGCAUGGACUAGAGCCAUGACCAGAGGUUUCAAUGAGGUCCUGAUUUACUGGAGAAGUGAUACAGCCAGGGGUUCCUGUGCUGGAUGUAUUCCUGCUUGUAGCUGCAUUGGUGAACUGCACCCACAAAUUGUCCAAUGGGAAGGAAGUAAACUGGGACCUUGGUAGUGAUCUGACAUUAGUGGUCUCGCUUUAAGAUAUUUCGCAUCGAGUCUGUACCACUGUUGGAUGUUGGAUAAGAUUCUGGCUGAUUUGCGUCAUAGUUUGGUUUACUCCUCUCGUCCCAUAAAAUCCAUCACUUAGACCUAAAUUCAAGGGAAUAUAAACUUAUUGUCUGUAUUUUUUCUGAAAACUUAACCUCCUAGCCCCAGUGCCAGACAGUGUGUUGCACUGUAUCCCAAGGCCAGUGUGUACUUAGUGAAGAGUGGAACUGGAGUGACUUUGCCUGUUGAUUUGGUCACCCAGAAGUUUGGUGGUUGAGUGGACUGUCCAGCAGUUUUAGUCUGUAAACUUCCUGUAAAAAUUAUUUUGAGAAAAGCAGCCUGUUGUUGCUUUCAGACUUUGUUAAUUCAGUCACUAGGGUGUGGAGCAGGACUUGUGAACCAUCAAAAGGAUGAACCUACAGUAAAUUGACUGCAGUCUAUUCCAGUCUGCACACACCACGUUACCCCAGCUCUUCUCAAAGAAAAGGGUGAUUUCUGUAGCAGUGGAUGGAGUAUGAACUGUGUGCACUAAAGUAAUCCCCAUCAUUUAAACCCAUGUGGUCUUUUGGCAUUAUUGGUGGGUGUACAAUCCAAUCAUUUCCAUUCUGGUUGGGACUCGGUGUCAUCAAAGGAGCGUUUUCACCUUUCCCCUUGCCUUGGUGUGGUAUCAGCUGGAGGUGAAGUACAGGGGUGGUUCUGGCUCUCUCAGCCCAGGUUUGCACCAGCCUCUGGUUUUGGCACGCUGCCUAGGGCACUCUAUCUCUAUCUCUGGGUACUGCAGCAAUUUUCAGGGGAAAGGUCACGAUCACCUUUUAUCAAAUGGUUUGAACUAAGGAUCGAUUUGCAGCAGAGGUCCCUCUUCAGCUGGUGUCACCAUUGGGAAUGAAGCUGCUGAAAACUUCAGUUACCUUUUUAAACAAAAGAAACUUUCAUUGUUUUUAGAGACUGUUUUAAAGUUAUCAUGAUUUCAGCCCCUCCUGAUUUUCAGUCUGACUAAAGUCUGUCCACUACUUUGAGCUGUGGUGUGAGCCUCUGUAACACAAGACCCCAGAGCUGUACCUGCAGCCAGCAGGGUGCAGAGGAAGUAGUCAGAGAGAGAACGAGUGUGGGGACUGUGGCAAGAACAGUAAAGUCAUCGGUGGCAUGGCACUUUGUCAGCCCGGUUUUCGAUCUGUACCUUGUUAGCAGCCCACAACCUGUUCAGGGCCACAGUUGUACAGGUAGGUGUCGCCUGCGUUUCAGCAGCGAGUGCAGACCCUGGAGAACAGUGAGCCUCGCAGUGACCCAGGCACGUUCUGGCUCCUCGUCCAACGACACAGUGGUGCGCAUUAGGCAUCCGAAAUAAAAACAAGUGUCAUAAAUGCUCAUCAGGUGGCAGGGCCGUGCAGGGGCAGGGAAGGUUCAUUAACCUGGGGUUUGACUUUGUCUCAUGACGGCGAAACAGAGCCCAUACCCCAGCCCUCAGUUCUGCUUCUGACGUAGAACAUAGAACAGCACAGAACAGGCCCUUUGGCCCACAAUGUGGUGCUGACAUAGCUCUUCCCUCCUACCUACAGAAUGCCCAUAUCCCUCUAUUUUCCUCAUUCAUGUGCCCAUCCAAGCCCCUCUUAAAGCCCCCAACGAAUUUGCCUCCUCCACCCUAUCAGGCAACGCAUUCCAGGCAUCCACCACUCUCUCAGUAAAAAAACAUACCCCUCACAUCUGUUCUGAACCUACCCCCUCUCACCUUCAAUGCAUGCCUUCUGGUAUUGGAUCACUCAAUAAUGGGAAAAAGAUAUUGCUUGUCCACCCUGUCUAUGCCCCUCAUAAUUUUAUACACUUCCAACAGAUCACCCCUCAGCCUCCGCCGCUCCAGAGAAAAGAGCCCAAGUUUGUCCAGCCUCUCCCGAUAGCACAUGCCCUCUAAUCCAGGCAGCAUCCUAGUAGACCUCCUCUGCACCCUCUCUAAAGCCUCAACAUCCUUCCUAUAGUGAGGUGACCAGAAUUGCACACAAUACUCUAAAUGCAGCCUAACCAGAGUUCUAUAGAGAUGCAUCAUCACUUCUUGACUCCUGUACUCAAUACCCCAAUUAAUAAAUGCAAGCAUUCCAUAAGCCUUCUUAACCACCCUAUCUACCUGUGUAGCCACUUUCAAUGAGCAAUGGAUGUGCACCCCAAGGUCUCUCUGCUCUUCAACACUGUUAAGGGUCUUGCCCUUUAGAGUGUACUGCCUUUUGACAUUAGUCCUACCAAGGUGCAACACCUCACAUUUAUCCGGGUUAAACUCCAUCUGCCGUUUCUCUGCCCACAUCUGCAACUGAUCUAUAUCACGCUGUAUCUGUCACCAGUCUUCUACACUGUUCACAACUCCGCCAAUCUUGGUAUCAUUUGCAAACUUAUUAACCCAUCAACAUACUCAUCCAGGUCAUUUAUGUACGUCACAAACAGCAAGGGUCCCAGUACAGAUCCCUGCGGAACACCACUACUCACAGGCCUCCAGCCCGAAUAAGUCCCUUCAACCACCACCCUUUGUCUUCUGCAGGUAAGCCAGUUCUCCACUGAUCUCAUGCAUCUGAACUUUGUUGAUUAACCAAUGAUGUGGGACCUUGUCAAAUGCCUUGAGCACAACCCUCCCUGAAUGUCCCUCCUCCCAUGGUUGUAAUAGCUAGUGCCCCUUUUCAUGUACCAGUGAUAAAUCCUUGUCCUUGGAGCUUUCUCAAUAUGGAUCAUUCCAGAAACUUGGGUUCCAUCUUGUGAUGCCUUAUGUUCCACGGGACCAAGGUUUGCCACAGCUCCUCGGAUCUGAAGUGGUUUGCAGAACUUGUGCAUUUUGCAUUGGAGCUGCUACCUUAGGGUCAUCGUCUAAACGCUUGCGCCUCUCACUGCCUCCCCUCUGCUGUUCCAGAAUCCAGAAGUUGCAGGGUAAUGCAACAAUGUCCUCAGUUAUACUUUGGUUUCCUGGAUGCACAAAUAAUAAAUCAAACCUUGUUUGCCUUUGA